Molecule: messenger RNA, 679 nt
Organism: Emiliania huxleyi CCMP1516
Lineage: Eukaryota; Haptophyta; Isochrysidales; Noelaerhabdaceae
Exons: 3
Source: RefSeq, a predicted model, not a curated record
CCCUCGCCGCCCUCUACUGCAUCCAGCGGAUCGGCGCGUACCAGCAGCUCGCCCGGCUGCACUCUCCAGAGUCCGAGGCGGCGGCGCGGCUCGCUCGCACUCUCUCGCAGCUCAGGCGCGCGAUGCUCGUCUGCGCGUGCUGCUUCCUGCUCCGGAUCGGGAUGCUCCUCGUCAAGCAGCUCGAGCUGCACGACCUCAUCGGCGGCGCUUCCCCGGGGGACGACCCGCUCGAGCUCUUCACGCCGCAGUGGUUCCUGCUCGCCGACCUCCUCCCCCGCAUCCUCCCCCUCGCCGCCUUCAUCCUCCUGAUGCACCGACGCGGCCACCGCCACACUCACCGCCGCCGCCGCCGCACCGCUGCCGCCCUCCACAGCCGCAUCGUCCAUCGGCUCGGCGAGCCCGCACGACGACGAUGGCGGCCUCCGUGCCGCGCCGAGGCGAGCGGGAGAGAAGUAGUGUCAGUCCGGAGGAGAUCACUGCCCAGAGUCGUUCGCUCGGGGACACGCGCGUCGGAGUCUCGAGGACAGGGGCACGUUCCACGUACACCGACGUACAGUACCGCUCACCGCACACCGGACACCGGCGCCGGGGGUCGGGUUGACCUUGAUCCUUGUGGGUGCGUGAGCUGUGAGGCUGAGGCUCGUUGUGCGAGAGUAUUUAUGCAAUAUGGGACACAGGG